Molecule: messenger RNA, 1620 nt
Organism: Colletotrichum siamense
Lineage: Eukaryota; Fungi; Ascomycota; Sordariomycetes; Glomerellales; Glomerellaceae
Gene: LIP5-0
Product: Lipase 5
Exons: 6
Coding region: 1-1620 (539 amino acids)
Source: RefSeq, a predicted model, not a curated record
AUGCCGUCGACACUCACCACCGCGGUGCUCACCGCCCUCGCGGCCGCCGGCGCCGUAGCUGCGCUCCCCCAAGCACAAGCCCGCCAGACGCAGACGCAUCUCCUCGCCGAGACGGACUACGGAAGCUUUCAAGGCGCGUAUUCCGAGACGUACAACAUUUCGUUUUGGCAGAAGAUUCCCUACGCCUCGCCGCCCGUGGGAGAGAACCGGUUCCGUGGACCGCAGCCGCCGCAGAGUAUCGAGGGAGUCUAUGACUCGAGCCAGCCGUUUGACAUGUGCCCGCAGCGGACGGUCAAUGGCUCCGAAGACUGUCUGUAUCUUGGCCUCUAUUCACGUCCGUGGACGAAAUCGCAGCCCCUGAAACCAGUGGUUGUGACUUUCUACGGGGGAGGUUUCAUACAAGGCAGUGCUUAUUUCUCGAUCCCGCCGUCCGCGUAUCCGAUCCUCAACGUCUCCGAUGCCUCAGACAUGCUUUUCGUAUAUCCAAACUACCGCACGAAUGCCUUCGGCCUCCUCCCAGGCAAGGAAAUCGCCGCUGACCCCAAGUCCGACCUCAACCCGGGCCUCCUCGACCAGGAAGCCGUGUUGAAAUGGACACAAAAGUACAUCGCGCAGUUCGGUGGAAACCCGGACGACGUCACGAUAUGGGGCCAGUCGGCCGGCGGGGGCAGCGUGCUCGCCCAGGCACUCAGCAGAGGAGGGAAGCAGAAGCUAUUCCGCAAGGCGAUGGCGAGCAGCCCGUUCUGGCCGAAGACGUACCGCUACGACAGCACCGAAGCGCAGGCUCUCUACGAUGAGCUUGCGGGACGGACGGGUUGUGCUGGAGCGGACAGCUUGGCAUGCUUGAAAAAGGCCGAGGUGCAAACGAUCCGGGAUGCCAGCCUCGCUAUUUCGACUUCGCAUCAGUACAACACGUCUUCGUUUACGUGGUCGCCCGUGAUCGACGGGGAGUUUCUGCGGGAACCGUUGAGCGAGGCGACCGAAAAGGGGAACGUGAACAUGGACCUGGCCUUUGCGCUUCACAACACGCAUGAGGGCGAGAACUUCAUCCCGCCCGGGCUGCAGAGCGAAGCGGGGUCGGGGUCGCCUUCUUUCAAUUCGAGUGAGGCGUCGUUUGAGAAGUGGCUGAGAGGAUUUCUUCCCGGAUUUGGUGACUGCGAGAUCGAGGCCGUGAAAAAGCUUUACCCCCCAGCCGGUAUAACGGAGACCAUCUCAUAUAACACCACAUAUGUGAGAGCGGGUCUUGUUUACAGGGACGCUGUGUUAUCGUGCCCUGCGUUUUGGUUCGCUGGUUCGGCGUCGAAGGGUGGGUGGUUGGGCGAGUAUUCGCUCAACCCAUCCAAGCACGCCAGUGAUACCGUUUGGUGGAACCAGGUCAACGCGGUGCAGAAGACGGAUCCAGCCCGUUACCAAGGCUAUGCUGGCGCUUUUGCAUCCUUCUUCCAGACCGGUGACCCUAACGCUCUCAAACUGUCGCCAUCGACGGCGGCCGGAGUGCCCUCCCUGAAAGAAAAUAAAGAAUGGACAAUUGUGGACGCGGGUUUCGCGACCGCUGGGUUGGACCAUUUGGAAAAGAGAUGCGGCUUCUGGAAGAAGACAGCAUCAAAGAUACCCAUCUGA